AUGGCUCCUGCAGUCAGUCACUCCGUCCUCCCCGCUUCGAAGAAGCUUGCCUUCACAGACAACUACUUCGGUCCGCCCAAGAGCAACGAUAUUUCCAAGUUUCGCGCUUUGGUCCCAACGGUCACAAAAGAGGAUGUGCACUAUCUGAAUGCCUCAUUCCAGCCUCCCAUGAACCUACGGGUUCGAGAUGCGAUCGAAGAAUUCCUAGACCAGGCCACCGGCGCCCCACAUUCAAAGCCAGGCUGGCAAGCUACCGCACGAGAGGCACAAGAGUUACUCUCAUCCUACCUUCACGUCCCUAUCGACUCUCUUGUCUUCACCCGCGACACAACAGAGGGUCUCAACCUGUUCCAGCGCUCUAUUUCAUUCGAAUCCGGAGCUAAUGUUGUUCUCCUGGACAGUGAGCAUCCUAACCAUGUCUAUGGAUGGCUUGGGUUGGUUAGCCGGGGUUUGGAAGUCCGAAUGGUUGAAACAAAUGGUAGCACUUUCGCCAAUGCAGACACAUUUGCUUCAUACGUCGAUGAAAAAACCAUUGCUAUCGGUCUAUCUUCGAUCAUGUUCCAUUCAGGGCAGCUGAAUGACGUCCAGGAUAUCUGCAAUACUUUCCGCCAGAAGGGUGUGCAUGUCCUAGUUGACCUGACGCAGCAUGUUGGUGUCGCUCCUCUCAACCUCACGGAAUGGGACGUCUCCGCUGCUGCUUUUGGUUGUCAUAAGGGGUUGGGUUGCCCCAGUGGUCUGGGCGCGUUGUAUAUCAAUCCCAGCGUGCUGCCUGAGCUGAAACCCACUCCUCCAAUUGUCGGGGCUGGUGCAAUUGCGAAACUUCCUUCCACAUUGCUCGCCAACCCAGAUGUGGAGUAUCACUCCUCUACUCAGCGCUAUGGUCACCUCAAUCUGUCCCUAGUGAGUGCUUUGUCUCUGAAGGCAUCCCUCAAGCUCUUAUGUGAAGAGAUUGGACUAGAAAAUAUUGAAGCGCACCUCCGAUCGCUUGGCUGGGAGCUCGCUCAGCGUGUGGCUCCUCUGGGGGUGAAGGUUUUGGGCAGCAGAUCUGCCAAUGAACGGGCACCGCAUCUUUACUCUCACUCUUUUGCAUCCAAGGUGGGAACAACACUUCAAGAAGGAAGGAAUCUAUGUCUCACACUAUCGCUGUGGAGUAAGAGUCUCGUUCGGGUUUUACAACAACGUUGGCGAUGUAAAGGAUCUGGCGGAGUCGAUUCAGAGAGGUCUAGACUCGGGCAUCCCUUGUGA
This is a messenger RNA of Penicillium brevicompactum, 1245 nucleotides long. Its product is annotated as Aminotransferase class V/Cysteine desulfurase. NCBI's taxonomy places the organism in Eukaryota, Fungi, Ascomycota, Eurotiomycetes, Eurotiales, Aspergillaceae. The record is from RefSeq and is a predicted model, not a curated record. Bases 1 to 1245 code for a protein of 414 amino acids. The transcript has a single exon.